Triplophysa rosa is the source of this 6204-nucleotide messenger RNA. It is a transcript of the gene magl, whose product is annotated as MAX dimerization protein MGA-like. NCBI's taxonomy places the organism in Eukaryota, Metazoa, Chordata, Actinopteri, Cypriniformes, Nemacheilidae. Gene Ontology annotation, biological process: cell fate specification; regulation of transcription by RNA polymerase II; positive regulation of DNA-templated transcription. The coding region runs from base 170 to 5665 and encodes 1831 amino acids. The transcript is spliced from 21 exons. The record is from RefSeq and is a predicted model, not a curated record. Gene Ontology annotation, molecular function: DNA-binding transcription factor activity, RNA polymerase II-specific; protein dimerization activity; RNA polymerase II cis-regulatory region sequence-specific DNA binding. Gene Ontology annotation, cellular component: nucleus; MLL1 complex.
CUCGCGCCAGCGGACUGUUGCUUUGAGGAGAUUUCAGUUAUGAAGCACGAGACUGGCGAAACUUUUGUCAACCAACAGUUGAAGAUUUCGAGUCCUUCACAGCGAAACUGAGGAUGCUGUAAACACAGAAGUUACGCGUCUGGUUUUGAACGGCCAGACGAAGACGGUGAUGGAGAAACCUGCGGAUUCUUCAGCUGUGAGGACACAGAGUAAUGACACGCGUGAUACACGGACAGUACGUGAGGAACGGCCCGGUAAACAUGUGGAUACGAUGGACGUGGUGCUGGAGAACGAGUCUGUCUGGAGUCGUUUUCACAGCGUGGGCACAGAGAUGAUAAUAACUGAGCAGGGCAGACGCAUGUUCCCCUGGUGUCGCUUUCGUCUCGCUGGUUUACACCCCAAACGCUGCUACUCUCUGCUCAUGGACGUCGUGCCUGCCGAUGACUAUCGCCACAGAUGGAAUGGAGAGAUGUGGGAAACGGACGGAGCGGGUGAGCCUCGUGUUCCGGGUGAGCCGUAUUUUCACCCCGACUCUCCAGCCUUGGGUCAACGCUGGAUGGACGGCCCGGUGUCCUUCUAUAAAGUCAAGUUAACCCAUGACACUGUGGAUCAGGAUGGUUGUGUGGCUUUGCGGCCCAUGCACCGUUACCAGCCUCGCCUUCAUAUCGUUCCUCAUCACCAGUGGGCCGUUUCAUUGCAGGACCCGGACGUCCAGAUGUUUACCUUCACUAACACAGAGUUUUACGCUGUGACGAGCUUCCAGAAUCCAAAGAUAAAACAGCUUAAAAUCAAUUGCAAUCCUUUUAUGUUGGCCUUCAGAGAAGACGGUGAGAAGAGUCUCAGGCCUGCUGUGAGUGACAGAUGUCAGUCACGGUCUGCGGUCAGUCACAGUCAUGAUGAUGACUCUGAAGACCACUUUUCAACACGCACUCGCGCUGAAUUCCAGUCUGAUGAAGAGCGAGUGUUGUCAGACAGACAGAGAUUUAUCUGUGAUCAGCUCAUCGGACGCUUCACAACAGAAGAUUCCGAGGCGACUGGACAGCCGCAUGUGUCGUCUGAUUCUUCUGAAGCUCAUCGUCCUGUCAGCAGAACCUCGGGUGAGAAUGUCGUCUCGGCCGUGAUGACCUCCUCACUUCACAGGCAGCAGAAAUCUGUCGCCCUGGCGUCUUCACGUCGCUCUGCUGUCUGUAACCCACGCGGGGUCGGCUGGAGGUCCAGAUGCUUGAGGAAAGCAAGGAAAGCCAAGUCUAAACGCUGGUCUAAUGUCAAGUAUGCGAGAGCCGCUGUUCUUCUGCCCCCUGCAGACACAUCCACGCAGCCCGACCUUGAGGACGUGGACGGCGUGCUGUUUGUGUCUUUCGGUGGAAAGGAAGCUCUUGAUGUUCAUGUUGUGAAUAUGAGGAGGUCUGUGGAACCUUCAUCAUCAUCACCACUCGCUCACAUUCAGACAGAGAACUUGCGGUGUGAUAAAGAGAAGCAGUACAUCUCACAGCAGCAGCUCAUCUUAGUUCAACAUCUGAAGAAACUGAAGAACAGACAGAUCAUUCAUCCUGCACUUCAAGACGUUGGGCUGAAACUGAACCUUCUGGAUCCUGCUGUACCUAUAGACUUACAUUAUCUAGGUGUGAGUUUAACUUCACCUGCUCUCAGCGUUGACAAUCUGACAGCGUCCUCUGAUGUUCCAUUUGUAUCACCGACUGGAAAGACAGACGACCCCAUCAAGACUAAAGGCUGUCAUAACACAAGUGGACAGAGCUCAAUAGACAGCUCGAUCAACCGUUCAGCAUUUUUCUCAGAUGAGUUGGAUGAAUAUCUUGAAAGUGAAGCUCAGCAGAUCUGUCAGCGUGCCGCUGUGUUUUCCACAAGCUCUCCGUCUUCUGUGGUCUACCAGAUGCCUGACAAAAGCAGCAGUUACGUCCGAACGUUAGACAGUGUUCUUCAGACGCGGGGCGCAACAGCAGCUCCUCCCACCGCGUCAACAGACCGUCGCAACCCGUCAAAUGUGUUGCCUUGCAAACCUGCUGUUAAAACCACUCCGGAAAGCUCAGGGAGAUCCAGACAAAGCACUUCAGUGAAGAUCACUGUGAAGAACGCUCAACGUUCACCUCAAGAGCGUCAUCACUCCACACGCAACAAACCUGAAGCAGAGGUCAGACCUGGAGGUCAUCUGAGCCGUACUUCCCACAUCAUUGUGUCUACACCUGCUAAAUAUCAACUGAAGCUGCUGGAGCAGGAACGAGAAGCAGUUUAUCACGGCAAGAGUCGCACGUUUGUCACUACAGAGAGAGCCGAGUUUGCUUUGACUUCACUGGUCACUUCAGAAAAAUCUAAGAAGCCAGUGUUCGGGAAGCAUCGUGUUAGUCAAGAUGUUUGCGGUAAUGACUUCUGUCGGCUGGGUUGUGUCUGUGAGAGUCUGACCAGAAAGAUCCGAGGACCCACACACUGCAGACGACUUCAGUGCAUGUUCGGCUGUGACUGCUUCAAGCACAAAGUUUUUCUCAUCCGUCCACCAGAAAGAAGCCAAACACACGUGAGGAAGAUUCCGCUUAUGGCUUUCCCUGUUGAUCCGCAAUUAAACCACAGGCCUGAUCCUGCGGCCAUCAUCACCCGCCUGUGGAACAGAAGAUCUGAUGACCGCGACACCGAGCUCAUCUUUACACCUACAGCAGCCACCUCUAAUCCUCCUGCGCUACAAAAAAACACCUGCUCACGUGUCUACGUUCCACGACCCAAUCCUGUGGUGCAGGAAAUGGAGAAAGAUCCAGUUUACAGGUACUUAGAAAGCAAGAUGACGUGCGCUCGUGUUCGAGAAUACAACAGUAAUCCACCACCGCAGUUCUACAUAAUACCCGUCAAGAAAAAAAGAUGUGAUAAUGAGACCAGUGAAGUCUCCCGAUCGUCUCCUGCUCGCACACAUCUGACAUCUCAGAGUCCAGACAAGAACGCUGCAGCAUCAAAAGAGCCGGAAGCCACUAAGGUUCUGGAAAUCAUAUCUGAGUGUAACUGGGAGGCCCAGCGGACCCUGGUGCUUAAAGAAGUGUUUCGUUGCGUCGAUAUGAACCUCCUGUCAUCCUCUCUUUUCAUCGACAUCUUCAAAGUGGAUCUUCUCUCAACAACUCUUAAAAAAGACGACGGACGCUGCACGUUGAGCUACAAGGUCUGCGUGUCCCUCAGGGAGCCGUUGAGCCGGACUGAUGAGCCACGAAAUAAAGCAAACAAACAGGAGAUGUUUACCGAACGAACUCAUGUGAACACGUCUGAUUGUCAAGUCUACGAAUCAAGUUGUAAUGAUGAAACUCAUUUUAGAAGUGUUGACAACGAGAUCAGGAGCCUGAAGCAUUUUCCUCUUCUGUCUCGUGUUAUUCCGGCCGGUUGUCUAAAGGCCAGCGUGAAGAUGUCUGCGUGUCCUCGUCCAGUUCAGGUCAAUGGAAAAUCAUACACCAAGGCAAAUUUGUUAUUGGGCCAAAUAGGAUCAUUGCAUCCAGCCAAUCGUCUUGCUGCGUACGUUACUGGCAGGAUGAAGCCAAUGUGUCGGAGUAAGUCCCCUGGCAAAUUAGUUCCAGAAACGCUUCCAGACAGAACGCCUGCCAGUCUGAAGGACACCCAACCUCCAGUGAUUCCCGGGCCCCCCCAUGAGACCAUAUAUUCACCCCUAAAUGUUUGUAAUCCUGUCUUAAUCCCAAACCUUUCUUCAACACCUAAUCAUAUUACAUCAUCUAACCCCAGACUGACUGUGCCAAACUCCAUACCACCACCCAAACACACAAAUACCAGUAAACCCAAUAUAGUUCUCCCGGCCUCUGCUCUUCCACCGGGUCAAAGUGUGGUUCUGCACCCGGUCUCAGGUGUGAGCGGAGCAAACAUCUGUCAGUUCAAUGGCCAAAUAAUUCAACUGUUUCCUCUUCCUGCAGUGUUACCCAUUCAUCCGCAAGCCAAAGAGAACGCUCAUCAAAAAGCACAAACACUAAGUGUUCAACCACCUCAGAUGAUCCAAACCACUGCGAAGCCUCAAAAAACGGCAGCUUUUCCUAAACGGCAUCCCUUCAUUGCUCCCAAGAUCCUUUUUCUGCCCAGAACCACAGGCUUCGGCUUUACUAGUGACACUACAGCUCAAGGUCCACACGGCGGUUUGCCUGGUAAGACAGGAACAUUUUCUUUCCGGAUAUGCCCACCUGCUGAAGGGCAGACAGAUGCAGGAGAAAGUUCUUCCACAGUAUUACUGCCUGGAGGAUAUCGCUUAAUGAAACUGCCCGUGGAAGAUCAUUCCUGUGAGGAUGGCCCAUCUGCUGGCGUACCCUCAGCGUCACAUCUGAUGAAGAAACGCACAGCACAACACAAACACCAUUCAAACGGAGCCACUGAAAGGGAUUCGUUCGCUGAGGCUAACGCUAAACAGAAGGGUCAGAUCGUCCCCAUGACGCACGUGAAUGCAGCGAGCUCCAGCCGUGUAGACGUCACUAACAAAGAUCCAGUGACACAUGAAUCCUCAGUUGACAUUAAAACAGAACCAGAUGACAUUACAACACAGCCGCCCUUCACCUCUGAUGCGCCUGAAGAUGGUCCUGAACAUUUCAUCAAAACUGAGCCGUAUGACUCGACACAAACGGACUCUUACUCCACACAUCGUCGUCUUCUUAAACAAGAGCCGAGCAGCUCUCAACCUGUUGACAACCCUGAGAACACCGAAGAAAGCAAUGAUGCUGAAAAAGAUUUUGUUGUCAUCAAAAUAGAGACUUUGGAUGAGACGUCAGAAACCAACCAGUUCUCCCAUCAGAUCAGUGAAAACCCCAGAAAGCCAGUGAACGACUCGCCGUCCAGCCGCUCGGACACACAUCUGAAGAUCCAACCGGCUGAAAGUAAUUGUCCAGUUCUCAAAACGGAUGCAGAGUUCACACAGCCUGUCAAUGUCAUGAGCUGUCUCAAACCAUCGCUCAAUAACGCUCAACAACAUGCAGAAGUUAAGACGUGCAGCUGGCCGUUCAGACUCAUGCAGAAAGCCAUGAACUCGUGUGAAGACGACAAGGACGAACAAAGAGACCUCUGUGAAUUGAGUUCAAGCAUCAAUGACUCUGAUGACAUCAUCGAGCGAUUCACUGAAGACUGGACCCCAGAGGAGAGUUCUAGUGAAGAUGAUAUUAACCUCGACCCAUUUGAUGAGAACGCUGAAAAGAUGAACAAGAGCAGAAGGACAUCAAAGGAAGCAGGACAGCUCAGAUUGAGCGAUGGACGGGGUGGAUUUCAGGAGGGACAGAUGCAGUAUGACGUAGUGGAACACGGGUCUCAUCUGUGUGUUUAUAAGCGAGCGUGGCGUCUCAAUCGUUCUGCGAGGAGACGGAGACGACGUGCUGAAUUACCUCAGUGCUUUGAUACUUUGAAGAGGAUUCUGAACAUCGAAGAUCCCGACAUGAGCGUUCAAGAUGUUCUUCUGCAGGCGUGUGAUAUGAUUGGAGCUCUUGAGCACCGCAGCAACUGUCUAAUGAAGAAGAAGAAAUCUUUGAUUCAGAAACACUCCCGUUACAUUUCACUCAUCUCACAGCUCUCUGGAACGGUGAGACAACACACUGGGCAGAAAAGCACAGCAGAAACAUCUCCACACAAGCAUUCAGUGGCAAAAAGACCCUCAGGUUUGCCCAACAUAGUGCUGCAGUCAUUCAGCAAGAUUUAGGAUGUGUGGUGACCUGACUCUUCAGAACUCUGCGUGGACUUCAUUUGACAUUCCAGCACAGAGAAGCAGAAAUAUCUCCUCCAUGAGGAACUGUGUUUCUACACCAGGAUCUUCCAGUCUUUAUAAACCUGAGAAUCACAGUCAUAAUUGACAGUCGACGGAUGGGAGAUUAUGUGAGGAGGUGUUAAUAUCACUUUCAUCUGAAUCACAGCAAACCCUUUUGCUUUCUGUCCAUAAAAUACAGGUCAAAACUUUACAGCAAUAUUACUGUUUACAAAGAUUGUAGAUAUGAAUGUAUUGAAAUGACCUCAUAAGCCCCACGUUGGGGCAGUGUUGUAAUGGAUUCUUGUUUAAUACUAAACAUUAUAUAUACACUAAACCUUGCACAAUCUAUGGAAUUUAUUCUACAGAUGUAUUUUUCAUUUAAAGUUAUGUCAGUUGUAUGGACCUGAAUUAUGUAAAGAAUGAUCUGCAUCUACUGGUGUCAGAACAGCGGCUUCAAUUGCUGUUGAAACUUUAAACUAAACUCAUUGUUUCAA